CCGUCACACUGCGGCAAGGAUUCUCCGAGUCGCCCUCUGCCAUGGACUGGGCUCCAUCCCUGCUUCUCUUCUGCGCUCUCUCUGUCUCCUUCACGUGGGCUGCUACCACCGAACCCAAGGACCAUAGCAAGGAAGCAAAAGGAAAGAGGAAAGGAGCGGGUAGGGAUGAGGUCCAGCUGCCGGAGGCCCAGACACCCGGCCCCGACCCCGUGCUGAAGAGGAACGCCAUGAUCUCAGCAGCAGACAGCUCCUACACCCAGUUGGAAGAUUACGAACAGAGCAUCCAGGAGAUGGUGAGCCAGCUGCGGAACAGCUCGGAGCCAGCCGACAGCAAGUGUCAGGUCAACCUGAGGCUCUGGAGGUCCAAUAAGAGGAGUCUGUCUCCGUGGACCUACAGUAUAAACCAUGAUGCAAUGCGGAUCCCAGCAGACAUCCCAGAGGCUCAGUGCCUCUGCACCGGCUGCAUCAACCCCUUCACAAUGCAGGAGGACCGCACCAUCGUCAGCAUCCCUAUCUACAGCAAGCUGCCCGUCCGCCGGCUCCUGUGCCACCCCCCUGAGGGCUCAGGAACCAAGACCCGCAAGAAGAAGAAGAAGAGGUGCCACAAGGAGUACAAGAUGGUCAUGGAGACCAUUGCCGUGGGCUGCACCUGCAUCUUCUGAUGACAAGAGGGUCCUCUCACCCUCAUUCCAUGCUGGCAGCACCAAACCCCCAGCCUCCGUGUAUGGACACCAGCUCUCGUCUGACCAGCGUCCUCCUCUUGCUGGAUCCAUUUGGCAAGGGCCCCAGCCAGUGCCCACCAAGCCUCUCUCGCGAGGGGUGGUCAAGGCACAAGCACAGUGUGUGUGUAGGGGGGGUGGGAAUCUGAAGCAAGGAGGCAGCUGCUUGGACUAGAGAUGGUUUUUGCGUCCACAUAUCCCUAGCUGGCCUCCAGCAUGAGCAACUGCUGUAAGGCCCUGCUCUUUGGGGUGCCACGUGUGCUGUGCUAGCUCUGCAGCUGGGCCCUGGAAGGAAAGCCAUCCUGCAACCCCCUCGCCCCAAGCUAGCUCCUCAAGCAGAAGAAUGUGGGGGAGGGGCGGGGGGAAGAUGGGGAUGUUUGCCAUGCAGGGCUCCACUUCUGCAAGGCUUGGGAGCUGUGAAUGGCAACUGCCACUCCCACUCCCCGUGCCCCUCAAGACAGCACUUCAGCCCCAUUGGCUGCCGCUUGUCACCUGCUUCCCUUGCUCAGCAGCCGCUCAGUUCUGGGCUCCUGUCCGCACACUUGCAUUUGCUGCACUGCCAUUCAGGCUAACUGGUCCACCGAGCCCAAGGGGCUGCCCCUUCUCACAACCAGGCAGCAUGACCAGAAGAGAGGCAACAUUUCAUGGGCAGGUCCCGAACCACCUCAGGCAGAGGCCAGGAGAGGCAGCUGCUCCUGGCCUGAUUUCCCCCUAUAGCUCCCAGCAGCAUCAGCUCAGGAGAUCCAGUCUGUGGCCAGGCUAGCCCUGCACCCACCUCAGGUCUGCAGGGGAGGGCGGGGGUUGUAUUUGAUGGGAGUACAAUGCACUGCAGCUGAUUCCACAACUCUCUGACCUGCCAGGUGUUGGUGAGAGCACAAGCCAGGGCUGCUGUGGGCCACUGCCAGCAGCUGAUCAUUGGGGAGGGGACAUGUCUGCUGAACCUAAGCCCCAGCAGCAGAUGCUGUCUCUGAAAUUCCAGGCUCCCUGGCUCCUGCCACCCCUGUUGGGCUGCACCCAGCUGAGGAACUUGCCUUAUCUCAGUGCCACUGGGAGGGGGCCUGGCCCCACUGGAACACCCGAUAGCAGGGUCCGGGUUGGAGCAGGAAGCCUGGCUGGGUGCCAAGGGCCUAAGGGCUUUUGCUGCCUUCCAAGGGCAGUGUGUGCUAACGAGUGGGAAGCCCACCGUAGAAAUCACCCCUUGGGGAGGGGCAGGACCCCCUGGAGAAGGCUGCCAUGUCCAGCCAUACAUGGAGCAUACUAGCCCCCAGGAGCAGGGCAGGAGAGGUCGAGGAUGGGGUCAGAAGACAGCUGGGAGUGGAAGGGGGUCACAGCAUUGGCCUCUCACCCCAGGUAAGCCUGGUUCAGGUACAGAGCCAGGCAGCACAGGGAAGGGGCUGGUUCCUGGCUGGUCUUUGGGCACUAGACAAGACUGCCCCUCGGCACAGUGGGGGUGUCAAUCCCUCCUCUCCAGGCUGAUCAGAGCCCAUGUCCCCUUUGCCAGCCUCUUCAACGCCCUCUGCAGUAUCCAUCAACAGAACAAUGGCACCAGGCCCUGCUACUGCCCCCUCAAAGAACACAGGGUCUCCUGCAGCUACCCCACCCCUGCUGUUCAGGGAGGGAUACUGAAAAACAGACAAAAUCUGGCUGGCCCUGGUUAAAGUGGCAGCAUCUGCAUGAUGAGCCUGAGCUGGGGUAACCUUCAGCAGCGCCACAGCCCUUCACAGACACUGACCAACUCGGCCUCUCCACCGGUAUUGUGGUACCUAUUGUACACAUGGGGAAAGGCUUGGCCAGUGCCCUGGGCCAGGCAGUCUUGAUACAGAGCACUAGCUCCCUGUUUCUACCGAGGAAAGUAAUUCUCCC
This is a messenger RNA of Gopherus evgoodei (Goodes thornscrub tortoise), 2582 nucleotides long. It is a transcript of the gene IL17B, whose product is annotated as interleukin 17B. The transcript is spliced from 3 exons. Gene Ontology annotation, cellular component: extracellular region. Gene Ontology annotation, biological process: inflammatory response. The coding region runs from base 42 to 662 and encodes 206 amino acids. Gene Ontology annotation, molecular function: cytokine activity. NCBI's taxonomy places the organism in Eukaryota, Metazoa, Chordata, Testudines, Testudinidae. The record is from RefSeq and is a predicted model, not a curated record.